This is a messenger RNA of Paramecium sonneborni, 522 nucleotides long. Lineage: Eukaryota; Ciliophora; Oligohymenophorea; Peniculida; Parameciidae. The record is from the annotation of a GenBank genome assembly.
AUUAUAUCUAUUAAUGCAACAAUCGAAUUAGUUACUUGUUACAGUAGCGAAUAUACUAGAUGAAAUAAUUAAAGAGACAGAUACUUUAGAAAUUGAAUAAGAGACCCAAUCAUAUUUUCAUGCUAGCAGAGCACCCUCAAUUUCUAUUCACAAUUACUUACAAAGAAUUGCAAAAUAUACUCAUUGUAGUGAGUAAUGUUUUGUUAUAGCAUUAAUUUAUCUAGAUAGGUUAUAAGAAAAACAUCCCUAUUUAGUGCUUAAUUCAAAAUGCAUACACAGGUAGUUGAAUUUAAAUUAUGAAGAUUUCUAUUGUUAGCUAUAAUGACUGCAAUAAAAUAUCAAGAUGAUGAUUAUUAUAAAAAUGAAUACUAUGCAAAAGUCGGUGGUAUUAGUGUUAGAGAGACUUAUAUUCUUGAGUAGGAAUUCUUAGAAUUAAUGGAUCAUUAAUUGUUUAUAGAUGAACAAUAUUAUUUUUUAUACGAAAAAAAAUUGCUUGAAUAUGGAGAGAUUGAAAUGCCCUGA